This is a messenger RNA of Serendipita indica DSM 11827, 1101 nucleotides long. The record is from the annotation of a GenBank genome assembly. NCBI's taxonomy places the organism in Eukaryota, Fungi, Basidiomycota, Agaricomycetes, Sebacinales, Serendipitaceae.
AUGGCCAAGGGACGAGGAGGUCGGGGGGGAGGCGGUUCCAUUGACGACAAUUGGGAUGUACCAGGGGCAGUCAAGGCCACCAUGGCGUUCCAGAUUAUCUUUUUCAUCUUUAUUCUGAGCGAGUUCAUCACCAUUAUUCGGCGUAUGCGUUUUGUUCCACCCGGCCGCUAUACACGCGCUCCAUAUAUUCUCCUCGCCGUCGUAGCAGGUCCAUUGGCCUUUGCAUACCUUCUCUGGGCAAUCUAUACCAGAAUCAGUACGGGUGGAAGCUCAGUUCCGUACACGGCCCUGCACGGCUUGAGCUCGUUCACUAGUUUUCUGCUCACCAUCGACAUUGCAUUUCGACCGGCAGUCUGCCUGUGGCUCGUUCACCUUCGUAGCAACCUCGCUCGAACGACUCAAGGAAAGGCGACCAAGCCAUGGAUCUCGCAGUUUUGGAAGCGAAUCGUCGACUGGUCGCUGGUUACCAUCCUCUUCUUGAUCGGUAUCUCGUUGAUAGCGGUUACUGCAAAUGGAUGGGCCCUCAGUGACGCGGGUCAACUGAGCACUGCUGGAAUGCGCGCAUAUCUCAGCGUCCGCCGUGGACUCGGCUUCACAAUCGUCGCCUUUAGCCUACUCCUGUCGAUCGAUAUCACCAUCUCUUUCAUCACGCUAAAGGUCUCACAGAAGGGGAUGAAUUUCAUCGAUCCUGUAUCCACAAGGCUUCUCGUCGCAGUCUUGCCUUUUGUGCUUAUCGACCUCUUGGAGACUCUAGUAGUUACGAUCUAUCCAGAGACGCAUAUGCCUUAUGAGUACAACGUCCUCGCCCUCAAUCUGGCCGAUGUUAUCAUCAACGGCGUUUGCAGAGUUGGCAUAAUUUGGGGACUUCUCUCCACCAUGACAAUUCCAAACGUGCUUUGGACCCCAGGAGUGCUUCCUGGUAAAGUUGGAGAAUAUAUUCCUCAACAGCCACAACAGCCCCAACAAUCGUUCUAUCAGCCACCCUGGCAGAAUUCGCCUUCCAUGCCCGCACCAGGACAGUACCCCCAUCCGGGUCAGUAUUCACCUCCACAGAACUCACCACCCGGUCAUCAACCGUAUACUAUCCCCAACAAUCCUUGA